AUGAAUAAAAAUAUAUAUUCAUUGCCUUAUGAAAUAAUUUAUCAAAUUUUUUCGACCCUUUUAUUUACAAACAACAAUAGGAAAAAAGAUUUGUAUAGCUGUUUACAAGUAAAUAGUUAUUGGUGCAAAAUUAGCUUGUCCAUAUUAUGGAAAAACCCAUUCAAAGAUUUUUUAUAUGUCAAAUAUAAACGUGAUAUUAAAUUGGAGGCUUUGUUUAUCAGAACUUGUAUUUUAUGCUUGCGAGAAGAGGCUAAGGCUAAUUCGCCAGCGAAAAAUAAAAGUAUCACUAGUAAAGAUGGCAGAAAAGAAGAUUCGGAUGAGAGUUUAUCAUUGUCGAUUUUUAAAAAACCUUUAUUUAAUUAUAUCAAAUUUAUAAAAGUUUUAGAUUAUGUAAGAUUAUACGAAUGUGUUGAUUCUUGGGUUAAACAAUGUGGUGAUUACGAUUCCACAAAUCAAGUAUCGGCAUCAUCGCUUAAGCAUUCUUUUCGUAAUUAUUAUGGAAAUUUUUCUAAAAGAAUUUAUUACAAUGCUAUCAAUGGCAACGAUUAUCAUUAUGACAAACAAUUUAAAUAUCCAAAGCAUUUAUUAGAAGGAUUUUGUAAAAAGAUUGAUGAGCUGGAAUGUUUAACAUUAAUGGAUUUUAAAUAUCCGGAAUUUUGGAAACGAUUUCAACAAAAAUUUAAGAGAAUUAAAAAUUUGGUGAUUUUAUUUGGAAAGUUUGCUAUUUCUGAAAAUGAAGAAGGUGGUUUGGAAAUAGCAAAUUUAAUUAGAAAUAUUGAAGGUUUAGAAUCAUUAUCAAUUAUAGGCGUGGUAAAUAAAGAUAUAUUAAUAUACGAUAAUGAACCAAGGAUUGAUGGCAUUUUAAGAGCAAUUGAAUAUAAGGUUCAGUUCGUUAAGGAGUUAACAAUUGAAUUUGUUCCAAUAAAAAUAUUUAGAAAUUUAGAGGAUCAAGCUAGCAUUUACUGGAAUAUUAAUGAUGAUGAUAUUAGAAAUUUCGAAAAUUUAAAAGUUUUAAAUUUUAAACAAAGUACAAUUGAUUUUGAAAGCGUUGCAAAAUUAAUUAAAAAAACAGGUCGUAAUCUUUUAAAAAUUAAAUUAACCUGGGGAUAUGUUGAUUUGAAUAGCGAAGGAUAUUUUGAAAUGAAAAAAUUGGAUAUCAGUAAAGAUAUGAAAGAAUUUGGUCAGAUAAUUAAUGUCAAAUCUUUAAUUGAAGUGAAAUUUGAUUCUAGAAUAUAUAUUAGUAGUGAUGGAAUUAAAGACUUCUUACAGUCUGUUGAAAAGAAUUUCAAUUUGAAUAAUAACAUUGGCGAUCAGAAAUUUAUUGUUGAAAGUUGGAGAGCCAUGUGUAUUCAAAGAUCAUCACUCCUAGCUUUGAAACCCAGUAGCUCUGCAAACUUCUAUGAUAAUAAUAAUAAACUGAUGGGAAUGUAG
Entrophospora candida is the source of this 1431-nucleotide messenger RNA. The record is from the annotation of a GenBank genome assembly. Lineage: Eukaryota; Fungi; Glomeromycota; Glomeromycetes; Entrophosporales; Entrophosporaceae.